GUAUUGGUAAUUAUGUAAUUUUCCACUUUCGGUUUCAUAUUGUACUUUCGUGGAUGGACUAAGUAAUGGCUGCAAAAUUUCCGGAAGCGUCGGAUAGGGAGAUUGAGCCCCAGCUUGUGAUAGGAAUAGACUUCGGCACAACUGGUUCAGGAUAUGCCUUUCAAACAAGAGCAGAUUUUAAGUCAGACCGGCUAAGAAUUUACGAGAACCUUCAAUGGGGGACAGCGAGGACACAGUACAAAACACCGACAUGUUUGCUGGUCAACCCUGACAGAACAGAGACUUGGUUUGGAGACGAAGCGGAACAAGAGUAUAUUAAACUAAGACCAAGAGAUUAUCCACACAACUGGUUCUUCUUUAGAAACUUCAAAAUGCAAAUUUAUGAAAAGGACAUUACCGCAGACAUUGUUCUAAUUAGUGAGAAUGGAAAUGAACUUCCGGCGUUGUUCGUUUUCUCUGAAUCAAUCAAGUGGAUGAGGAACCAUGUACUAAAUUUUCUGGAAAGAACAAACUGUAGUUAUUUGGAGCAGACGACAAAAUGGGUGCUCACAGUUCCCGCGAUUUGGACAGAGGGUGCUAAACAGUUGAUGAGAAAAGCGGCACAAGAAGCUGGCAUUGACCGACAACACCUUUGUAUUGCCCUGGAACCCGAAGUUGCAGCUGUUUAUUGUACAACCACAGAGGCAAAUCCACCAGACGACCCGCGUCGUGAUUUAGAUCGGACCUUGCCAACAGGCCCUGGUGCUACAAAUAUGAUAGUUGACAUGGGAGGAGGCACUGUUGAUAUAACUACAAUUAAAGUGAAGAAAGACGGAACUAUGAAGCAAAUACACAUGGCAGCUGGUGGGCCAGCAGGAGGACAAAAAGUUGACGAAAAAUUCUUCGACUUCAUGUCUGAUAUACUAGGUAAAUCAUUGUGGAGCAAAUUCAGCCGGGAAUACCCUGUAGAAUUCUAUGAUUUUAGAAUGUCAUUUGAAACAGCUAAAAGGAACAUUUUGCCUAAAUUACGACAUAGUCGAACACGUGACGAAUUUCUAAUAACUAUCCCGGGUGCUAUUAUACAGGAAUUCGAACGUGAUCAUGAGAUGGACAUCACACAAGCUCUCAAACAAAAACAUAAAACACGAGAAAAAGUGGAGUUUGAAUUUGGAAAAUUAGUUUUCAAAGGAGAAAUCUUGCGCAAAAUGAUGAAAAUUUCACUAGAAGAAAUCAUAAGCUACGUGACACAAGUCGCAAACAAUGUAAAGGCACUUGGACAGCCAAUAAAUGCCGUUAUUCUUGUUGGAGGUUUUGCUUCCUCCAAUUUCAUGAACGAUGAAAUGAAAGAAGUUAUUCAAGAAAAACUAAGAAUCUUAGUCAAGCGUCCAACCCACUGUGAAUUGGCGGUUUUACGUGGCGCUGUAUUGUUUGGUCACAAUGAAAAGAUUCUUACGUCACGUGUCGUUCGCAUGACGUAUGGUAUAGGUGUUACUAUGCCAUAUAGCUCAAAGUACCCAAAAGACAAGAAAUUUACCUUGAACGGAAAUGCGUACGUCAGUGGAGUAUUUGCACCACAUGUAUUGCGAGGUCAGGAAGUAAAGAUAGACGAGUGGAUAUCGGCUAACGAAUACUAUCCCCUAGAACGCGACCAAAGAGAAGUUCUUAUUUUCGUUUUUGCAAGUGAAAGUAAGGACACGAGAAUGACAGACGAACGGGAUUGUAACUGUAUAGGAAGGUUUGAAGUGUCAUUUGGAGACCACGAAGGGUCAAAUCUCAAUAGCGCUUCAACUGAAAUAUCGUUCAAUUUUGGUCGAACAGAGCUUAUUAUUCGAGCUCGGGAUACAGUUACCAGAAAUGAAGUGUUUGAGUCACUUACUCUUAAAUAAAUAGUUUGUUCAACAUGUUUAUGCCGAUGUUUCAGGUAAAUACGUUGAUAUGUAUGUGGACUGUUGUAUGGUGCAAGUAAACAAUUAGUAAAAGCAAUAGACGGUGAUAAGUUUGAAUGAAGAAAACAAACAAUUUGCGACUUAUCUCUGUAGGACCGUCAGACUUGCAAAUUGGGCUGAAAUUAUUGACAUGACCUGUCCGUGUACAGCGCGCUACAUAUUUCGCAGUACUGGAUAGCAAAUUAAAGCACCUUAGAUAAGAGAUCAUUUUUUUUCUAACGUGCUUAGCAGACUUUCCCGACCUUUAAGUUCAGCAAAUGUUUCAAGUUUGAAGUGAAUACCUUUGAUGGGUUUUGAGAACAUAAAAAUUAUUAUAAAAAAUGUAAUAUCUUUCAGGAUUAUCUACAUUUCAAAUUUGAUAGUUAACAAGCAUUCCAAGUUUAAAUUGAAUACCUUUGAUACUUUUUGAAAAAUGUACUUUUAUAAAAAAGGUUUACCAAUAAUUUCUAAGUCAGAAUGGGGGUAUAACUGAGAAAAAAAUAAAUUAUAAAGUUACCAGUCCAUUAAUUAUGCAUCCAAAUUCAAAAGUUGAGCAAGUAUUUUAAGUUUAAAGUCAUUUUGUCUUUGCUAGAAUACUCUGUAUUUCAUACCCAUACUCUAUAUCAUUUCACUAUCGUCUCUUAGUCAAUCAUUAAUAUCAUUAUUCAACUUCAUACUAAUAACUUCAUUUUACUUGUACACGUUGACGGGCCUCAUUUGGUCACGCUAACAUUCACGUAUGCGCACAAGAAUGAGAAUCUUACAUUGAGAGUUGUUGUUUUCUUCAUUGAACCCUUAUUUUCAUUUCAUUGGGUGCUAAACAUAUAAUUACAGGUAUAUUUGAUGUUAUAAAACAUUGUAAACAUAAAUUACUAUGAUAUAUGUAUGUAUUUCGCGAGCACAUGAAAUGAGAAUCUUUUAGCGAGAGCUGUUGUGUUCUUCAUUUGAACACUUAUUUCUAUUUUAUUGUGUGCUAACCAUAUGUUUACAGGUUCCUCUUCGAACGCCCUAUCAUCCCGAGUAAAAACUCGCAUAUAUCCGUAAAAAGGGACAAACUUUGCAAAAAGGUAUUUUAGGAUUAUCUCCCCUGGUGUCACACUUUGAUAAUGAGCAUGGUUAAUCAAGUUUUAGGUGAAUUGCUUUAUUAGUUUAUGAGAACAUGGAGCUGAACAUAAAAACGUUGACCAGGGCUAAAAGUAAAGUUAAAAAGGAACAUUACUUUGCAUAAAAUUGUUCCAGUACUAUUUUGAAAUGGCAUCAUUUAUGACAAUACACAUGUAUACCAGGUUUGAAUUGAAAAUCUUUUAUAGUUUCUGAGAGGUUAACCAACGCCAACAUAAACGCCGACGAAUAGGUGAUGACAUAGCUCCAUCUUUUUUUCUUCGAAAAGUUGAGCUAAAAACGUCUUGUUACGUAUAACAUGAUGUACAAAUGGAAUAAAAAAUCCCUAUUAUUCAAAUAUU
This is a messenger RNA of Ruditapes philippinarum (Manila clam), 3367 nucleotides long. Its product is annotated as heat shock 70 kDa protein 12B-like. The transcript has 5 exons. Gene Ontology annotation, molecular function: ATP-dependent protein folding chaperone; ATP binding. The coding region runs from base 66 to 1865 and encodes 599 amino acids. The record is from RefSeq and is a predicted model, not a curated record. NCBI's taxonomy places the organism in Eukaryota, Metazoa, Mollusca, Bivalvia, Venerida, Veneridae.